Molecule: messenger RNA, 1408 nt
Organism: Amoebophrya sp. A25
Lineage: Eukaryota; Dinophyceae; Syndiniales; Amoebophryaceae
Source: the annotation of a GenBank genome assembly
AUGACAAAACGCUCAUCACGCGGACUAGGUCUAGUGCUGAUCGGGCUCCGCGCUGUCUCUUUUGGUGCAGCGCACACCAGUGUUCGAUAGUGCUUUGGCAUCUUGUUCCCCGUCUUAAACAGAUCGCUUCGUGCGUGACGGGUCUCAAAAUUGACAAACGCGUAGCAGAGGUAGAACCUGCUAUAGUAAAACUGGUUUUCCGGAAGUCUCCCCGUUAAAAGUGCCGCAAGGCACAGCACAACAGCACCAUGACGAUGUUGUUGCGGAGUGCGCGAUUCCAGCUUUGCAUAGGUGCUGUGCUUGAGACUGCGUUUGUCGGAGCUAAUCGCGUUGUGACAGCUGGUGCGCCUGGCGUCGUGCAGGAGGAUCCAUGCCACUGUCACUGUCCCGCAUGCCCCGACCCCAACUGGGAGGAGCCGCCUGACUGUCCGCCAGCGACGGAACCGCCGCCGCCGCCCAUGGCUGAACGGCCGACCAUGCCACCACCAGACGAACUAGCGCCGCUACCGAAAGUGCCCGCCGGGGAUUACGACGCUUUUGUGCAGGUGCACGUGCAUGAAGACAGGAAACGAGUGAGGUUUUUGGCGCCACCUUUGGAACCGAAAGAAUGCAUCUGCGACUGCCCACCAUGCGAUUACUGGCAGCCGAAAUUACCAGCGUGCACCUACAACAACGAGCGCGUGUGCAACAUGCCGGACAUCAGCGGCAACCCGGAAAUCAAGCAUUACACUUGUUUUGUGCCGCCAUCAGCGGAUAAUUGGGGGAAAGAACCAGAACCAGCACCAGUAACAGCUGUGGCGCCGACCGAUCCGUGUGACGGAGAUCCAGCACUGUAAUUUUACACUUGUUUAAGUACACGUAUCUUCCAGUAUCUAUAUGGAUUGUUGCAUUACUACAACUUAUCUCACUGAGCAAGAACUUAUUUGCUAGGGUAUCAAUACGUCAGAGGUGUAACGCCUUAUGCAGUUCACUGUAUUUACAACUUUUAUCUAUUAUCAUAAGGUUGCCCGGAGCAGCUGUGCCACCACCGGUUGAAAACAGUGCGCCGACGCUGCCGAUACCGGAAAAUGAGCCUCCACAGAUUGGUGAACAGUUCAAGCCUGUCCUUGCCCCGCUUCCGUGAGCUUCAAUGAACAGUCCUCGCCGUCUUCUUUUUUUCUAUUCUGAUGCACUACAUUCGAGGAGUUGGAAAGAUGUUGCGAUCUCUGUAUAGACGUUUCGCUCGUGGGAGCAGAAACUCUUUUCUUUUCUGUGAUCAUGAUCAUACAAUGUCGAACAAACGCCAAUCAAUCAAAUUUUGCCAAAGGAAGGCAGGGACUGAAUCAGGACCGGGUGUUGCGCCUGUGCAACCAGUUACGGAUUGCAGACAAGGAAGUCCACAUGAACAUGCUGUGGCGUCGGUGUCGGG